UUACUGCAAUAUCCCUCCGAAACAGUAGGUAGUACAUGGCGUCGGAAAUCUAAACAUUUGAAAAACCUUGAAGCUUCGGUAGGAAUAUGUCAAGCGAUUCUGCGGACUACAAUAGCUCUAGAGACAGAGACCAUGGGGGGCCUGAUGGAAUGGAGCCAGAUGGUGUCAUUGAGAGCAACUGGAAUGAGAUCACAGACAACUUUGAUGAUAUGGCCCUGAAGGAGCUGCUCCUGCGGGGGAUCUACGCCUACGGGUUUGAGAAGCCGUCUGCCAUCCAGCAGAGAGCCAUCAUCCCCUGCAUUAAAGGCUUUGACGUCAUUGCGCAGGCCCAGUCGGGGACGGGGAAGACGGCCACGUUCGCCAUCUCCAUCCUGCAGAAGCUGGACUUGGGGCAGAAGGAGACCCAGGCUCUGGUGCUGGCCCCCACCAGAGAGCUGGCUCAGCAGAUCCAGAAGGUGAUCCUGGCCCUGGGGGACUACAUGGGCGCGGCCUGCCACGCCUGCAUCGGAGGCACCAACGUCCACAACGAGAUGAAGAAGCUGGAGGCCGAGGCCCCGCACAUCGUGGUGGGCACGCCCGGACGCGUCUUCGACAUGAUGAACCGCAGAUAUCUGUCUCCUAAGGCCAUCAAGAUGUUCGUCUUGGACGAAGCCGAUGAAAUGCUGAGUCGAGGAUUCAAGGAUCAGAUCUACGAGAUAUUUCAAAAAUUAAGCACGAACAUCCAAGUGGUGCUGCUGUCGGCCACCAUGCCUGUCGAGGUGCUGGAGGUCACCAAGAAGUUCAUGCGGGACCCCAUCCAGAUCCUGGUGAAGAAGGAGGAGCUGACCCUGGAGGGCAUCCGCCAGUUCUACAUCAACGUGGAGAGAGAGGAGUGGAAGCUGGACACGCUGUGCGACCUGUACGAGACCCUGACCAUCACCCAGGCUGUCAUCUUCCUCAACACCAGGAGGAAGGUGGACUGGCUCACCGAGAAGAUGCACGCCCGCGACUUCACCGUGUCCGCCCUGCAUGGAGACAUGGACCAGAAGGAGAGAGACGUCAUCAUGAGAGAGUUCCGUUCAGGAUCCAGCCGAGUUCUGAUCACCACCGACCUUCUGGCCCGUGGCAUUGACGUGCAGCAGGUGUCUCUGGUUAUCAACUACGAUCUGCCCACCAACCGGGAGAAUUACAUCCACAGGAUUGGGCGCGGCGGCCGAUUCGGCAGAAAAGGCGUGGCCAUCAACUUUGUUAAUGAGGACGACAAGAGGAUCCUUCGCGACAUUGAAACUUUUUACAACACGACCGUUGACGAGAUGCCGAUGAACGUGGCUGACCUGAUCUAGAAUUGACACGCGGCUGGGUUACUCUUAUGAUUUUCUGUUUGCGGCGCUCGCUGUGGCAGAACCAAACGGGUGCAUUGCGGUCCUUUUAUCCGAAAUAUAUCGAAUCUAUCUUUGUGUCUAAUGCUGAAAGAGGAUCAGAAAUCCAGAUAUUCUCAAAGCGAGGCGGCGACUGCGGUCGCAGGCUCUCGUAGGAGCGGUUGUCUUCCCCAACAGGUCGAGCGCAGGGGUGGGUGUUCGAAGACACGAUGGCGUCUUCAAAGUGGUUCUCUUUUAGACUUCCUUUUCCUAGACCAAUAACAGUGCGUGUAGUAGACAUCCUCUAUCGUUUAAUCGUUUACUUGUGGACUAAAAACUAUAAGUGUUGUCUCAAGUCUUCUAACUAUGUGAAGGUGACAUAUGUGAGGUUAUGCAGAGGUUUGAGGUGGAUGAUAUAGUCUCUUAAAUUAAGCUAUAUCUAGGUGACUUGUGCAGUGUAUUUAACGUAUUUAAUCACGCUUUUUUAAAUUCAAAGACCCACUUUUUCUCAUAGAAGGGGGCUGUAGUAUAAACACUUUGAAUUGUUCUUGAAUUGUUCUUGACCCGUUUAAAAAUAAAAAGUUAUAUGUUAAAA
This is a messenger RNA of Osmerus eperlanus (European smelt), 1932 nucleotides long. Its product is annotated as eukaryotic initiation factor 4A-II. Gene Ontology annotation, molecular function: ATP binding; RNA binding; RNA helicase activity. The record is from RefSeq and is a predicted model, not a curated record. NCBI's taxonomy places the organism in Eukaryota, Metazoa, Chordata, Actinopteri, Osmeriformes, Osmeridae. The coding region runs from base 87 to 1322 and encodes 411 amino acids. The transcript is spliced from 12 exons.